GAAGCUGCCUUCCCCGCUCUCCAAGUCUCUCUUAACUGUAUAGGGUUUUUGACAAUCCUCCCCCGGUAUAAACCGAUUGUAACUGUUACAAUUCAAUCAAAUUAUGAGAACUCGAAAUACAGGCGCAACACCGAAGAAGACGCCGCCGGCGAAGAAAACAUCCUUAAAAUCACAAUCCACGCCCAGCUCCGCCGAGUCCGCAGCAUUGGCUGAAGCUCCGGCGACGUCGACCUUACCACCCAAGUCCUCCGAAGCGAGACCUAGCCCCGCCCUCAAAGGACAGCAAACUAAGCCCGUCGAGACCAUAAGCGCUCCCGUAACCACCGCCCUGCCUACGCAGGAACCAGCAUCAGCAGUUGAAGGAGCAAAAGCAACGAAUGAUGGUGCUGUUCAGGUGACAGGGGAAAGUAAACCUGCUUCGGGGACGAAAACUACUAAAAGAGUUGUAAAGAGGAUCAUAAGAAGAACUGUUGCUAGACCAGCUUCUCGACUGAAGAAAAGGUCUGGGGAAGCUGAAAAUGCAAUAGCUGAUGAAUCCAAGAAGGAGAAUGAUGUCUUAGAUGCUGCAAAUAGAGGACCAGUGGCAAAGGGUGCUGAGACUGCUAAAAAUGAUGGAAUUAGCCUUGGAAAUAUUGACAGACCAGUAAUAAGCGUAGGACCAAACGUUGACAAAGUUGAGGGAGUUGAUGAGGAGAAAAUUUUUUUGCAUGUUGAAGAGUCAUUGAAGAACAAGGCAGAAGAAUCAGUCACGGAAAGUGCACCAUUUGAUCAGAAAGAACAGGGAUCGACUUCUGUAGAUUCUGAACAUUUUGAGGACGAUGUACCUACUAAACCAAAUGAGAAAGAGAAUAUGAUAGACCAACAAGAGGAGCAGGAGAAACUUAUUGAGGAUAAAGUGGAGAACAUGACUGAGGAAGAUAAAAUGGAGGAAGACCCCAAAGAAGAGAUGACUGACUUUGAUGGUCUUUUAGCAGAAGCAGAUGAUGACAGAUCAGAGGCUGAUCAAGAGAUUCAUGAUGAACUUGGCCAAGAAGAGUUUGCUGAAGAUGACAGGAUAGGGCAAGGUGAAGAAGCUUUGGAAGAGGAGCGUGCGGAACUAAAUGCUGCUGCAAAGGAGCGUAAGUUGAGGAAAGAGCUUGAGAUUUUUGUUGGUGGGUUGGAUCGUGAUGUUACCGAAGAAGAUCUUAAGAGGGUGUUUAAAUAUGCUGGAGAGGUGGUUGAUGUCCGCCUACACAAGGAUCCCUCCACCAACAAGAAUAAGGGUUAUGCAUUUGUCAGGUUUUCAACUAAGGAAGAAGCAAACAGGGCUUUGUCGGAAAUGAAAAACCCUGUUAUACGUGGGAAGCGAUGUGGGACUGCUCCAAGUGAGGACAAUGAUACGUUGUUUGUUGGCAAUAUUUGCAAUACAUGGACAAAAGAAGCUAUAAAAGACAAGCUGAAGGAGUAUGGCAUAGAAAGUGUUGAAAGCAUCACUCUUGUGGCAGAUCCCAAACACGAAGGGCUGAGUCGCGGUUUUGCAUUUCUUGAGUUUUCUUGUCAUGCAGAAGCUAUGCUGGCAUACAAGAGACUUCAAAAGCCUGAUGCUAUUUUUGGCCAUGCUGAGAGAACUGCUAAGGUGGCUUUUGCUGAACCUCUGCGUGAGCCAGACCCAGCAGUGAUGGCCCAGGUUAAAUCAGUAUUUGUUGAUGGGCUUCCUCCUUAUUGGGAUGAAGAUCGAGUUAGAGAGACAUUUAGACGUUUUGGGGAGAUUGCACGUGUAAUGCUAGCUCGUAAUAUGUCUACAGCCAAGAGGAAGGAUUUCGGGUUUGUUGAUUUCACUACACAUGAAGCUGCUGUUUCAUGCACUGAGGAAGUAAACAACAUGGAACUGGGUGAUGGAAACUCAAAGGCAAAAGUAAGAGCAAGACUUUCAAAUCCGUUGCCUAAAACUCAGGCAGUAAAAGGCAGUAUGUCUGGAGGUUUUAGAAUAGCUCGAAGCAGUGGCGGGACUUUCCCCAGAUUUGGAAGGGGUUUUGGUCGAGGUGGUCAUGCCUUCGAUCGACCAAGCUUCCAGCAUGGCAGGGGUUUUUAUCCACGUGGACCUGGACGUGGUGGUAGAAUUGGUUCUCUAAAUGAUCGUGAACUUGAUAAUGAAUAUCCCUUGCAUGGAAGGCAAAGCUUUGCGCAUGGAGGAAGGUGGGGUUUCAGGCCUCAACAAGGAUAUAGUGGAGGUCCGCUGCCACGUCGGCCUGACAUGGAUAGAAGUAGACAUGGUGGCCAUGGUGUUCAUGAUCCACUGAGGAGGCAGCCUUUCCCUCCAGAGGAAGGAUUCAAUGAGCCAUAUUUUCGAAGACACUUUGAUGACCCCUAUUAUUAUGAUGACCCUGCCCAUGGAAUUAAACGACCGUAUUUUAUGACAGAUCAGGAUCCAGAUUAUGUGGAGCCAAGCACUCGUCGCCCUCGGUUUGAGUAUCCUGACGCUUCAGCUUCUUUUCAUGGAAGUCGUUACCGAGGUGGGUUUGAAGCUGAUCGUGGGCCUUAUCGACAAGAUUACUAUGGCUCUGAUCAUGGUGCAGGAGCAUAUCCAUCAUUUUAUGGAGGUGAUCGUCCAUAUGGACGUGGAUAUUACUAUUAGACAUGAUGAACUUUAGGUCUAGUUCGUACGGCUGCUGCUGGGAUGUGAUUCUGUUUUCUACUUUUUCCUCUCUCUCUCUCUCUCCCUCCCCGUUUUUGCUGUAUCAUCUGGUCUCUUGUCUCUCUACCUCUUACCAAUCCUGGUUGUCAUAUAAUAUUUGGUCUUAGAUUGUCAGCCAUGUCUCUUGGAUGGACGUUUGUAGAUACUGGUACUCAGUUUCUAAGUUGGAGACUUAAAUAGGUAUGAGCUCCUUUUUUUCUAGGUGGAAGCAGUUUGGGGAGUUAGCAGUCCAGAUGAGGAAGACACUUGCUUUCCUUGUUAGUAAUAACCCUUUUAUGGACAAAAAGUACAUGUUUUGAUUCUGUUUCAAGGGAAUAAGUUGGGCAUGCUAUUGUCCUUUGAGGUGAUAAAGAUUCAGCUCAAGUUAUUUUAUUUAUGGUUGUUGCAUAAUGCUGCAAUGAUGAUGUUAAGUUGACAACUUGGUGGAGAUCACCUUGAUGGCAUAUUUUAGUUCAACUUGUAGGUUUUGAUUUUAUGUUUCUGUAACUCAAGUAUAGAUCUUUUCUAAGCUGUAAUUUGAGCUUAAACACUUUAUUACUAUAUUAUGGAGAAGGAAUAUAUUUUCUCUGGCAUUUUGUGGUUUUUUUGGGUAAAUGUGAGGUGCUGCUGAGUUUGAUUAUGAACGUCUAUAUUCAGGUAAACUAUGCCUUUGACAGGAGUUGUUUUCUAUUGGUGAUAAAACUUAUACCGCAAUGACGGAUUUAUCAUGUAUAGACGUUCUUAAAAGUGUCAGUGGAUUGAAGCAACAAUUAUGUAGGCAUUGACACUCUCUUAGUCGAUCAUUGUGGAGUUUUCUACCUCUUUGGAGAUACAUGAUAUGUGAUGAUUUUAUAUUACCUUACCAAUUGUAUCAGAGGUUAAAAGAUUACAUAAGUCAAGCCUAUUUAUAAGAGCAUGAUUUAUGACUCUGAAUAACCAUGCAGUAUUCUUUUAAUCAGAUCCAGUUUCUUCUGUAGCUUUGAAAAGGAUAUGAGUUGGACUUUGUGAUUUGCUGGUUACGAUAUGCUAUGGUUAUAUAUGUAAUAGAAUUUUGCUAGGCUUGAGUGCACUACAUUUUCUUGGUUAAAAGGCAUGAAGGUCUAAACUUAAGAUGCGGUUACUGCCUCUUUGUAGCUAAAGCUUUAUUAGUGAUUAUCAUAUCAAAUUCCUGCUACUAAGUAGUUUUGAUGCUUACGUAAACUAGUAAGUUUAGCAGGUAUCAGUGCCCAGUAUCCCACAUUCAACUCAUUUUGAGGUUAAGUAAUCAUAUGAUAAAUGAUUGAGGUUUUUUGGCUUUUAAGUUUCCCCCUGAUGGAUGGGCAUUUGGUGCUACCGUUAGUGUACAAAGGGAAUGCUUUGAUGUAGGGUUUAAUAUGAGAUUGGGAAAACUAUUAGACUCUGAAGUUUGAUAGCAAAACAAACAUGAAUUGUAGGAGUCAGAUACUGGAUGGAUGUAUGAUUAGUCUUUCAUGAAUGCACAAAGUCUCAUAGAGACAGAAAUAGUUACUUCGAUGUAAAAACCUAUCAUCCAAGAGUUUUAUAGAAGAUUGAAAUGCGUAGUCUCACAUGCAACUCAUAUUGAGGUUAAAUGGUUAUAUUGUAAAUGAUUGAGGAUGCUCUUUGCUUUUCUUUUUUUUUUUCCUUUUUUUUCCCUGUUCUACGUGGAUGAGCAUUUGGUGCUGUCUGAAGGGAAUGCUUUGUUAUCUUGCGAACAUAGGUUUUUUUUUAUUUUUUUAUCAGAUUGUGGUAAUUGUUAAAUUAUGAAGUUCAAUGUCAAAACAAACAUGAGUGGUUGGAAAUAGAUACUUGAUUGAUGUUGCAUAAGUCGACAAUGUCCUGUAGUCGACAUUAAUAGCUACUUUGAAGAAGAAAAAUUUGUUAUCCAGACGGAUUACCUGUAGGAACCGUAGUUUUUAUCGAAGAUUAAAACUGGAGAAAGAUCCUGUUUCUA
Messenger RNA from Coffea arabica (coffee), 4604 nucleotides. The record is from RefSeq and is a predicted model, not a curated record. NCBI's taxonomy places the organism in Eukaryota, Viridiplantae, Streptophyta, Magnoliopsida, Gentianales, Rubiaceae.